Molecule: messenger RNA, 924 nt
Organism: Danaus chrysippus (African queen)
Lineage: Eukaryota; Metazoa; Arthropoda; Insecta; Lepidoptera; Nymphalidae
Source: the annotation of a GenBank genome assembly
AUGGCGGAUGACGAACUAAGACUCAUUACAUUUCAAAAUGAUUAUUACACGAACUAUCUCCAGGCAAAGAAGGCCAAACAGGCCGAGAUCGACCGCAAGCGUGCUGAGGUGCGCAAGCGCAUGGAGGAAGCCUCCAAGGCCAAGAAGGCAAAGAAAGGUUUCAUGACUCCCGAGAGAAAGAAGAAACUUAGGUUGCUCCUGCGUAAAAAAGCAGCUGAGGAAUUGAAGAAAGAACAGGAACGCAAAGCCGCUGAGAGGAGGCGUAUCAUUGAGGAGAGGUGCGGUAAACCCAAGAACGUUGACGAUGCAAAUGAAGAUGCUCUUGUGAGGGUUUGCAAAGAAUAUCACACCCGCAUCGGCAAGCUUGAAGAUGAAAAGUUUGAUCUGGAAUACAUCGUUAAAAGAAAAGAUAUGGAGCGGCUCUCACGAGCAUCAUUACCGGUUAUCACCAGCGUAUCGCGAAACUCGAAGAGGAGAAGUACGAUCACGAGAUGGAAGUUGCCCGCAGAGCAUUUGAGGUCUGAUCUGCUUUGGACAAUAGGCAAUUUAUGCUACGCUCUGCGUUUUAAAAAGCUCAAGAGUAUAAUACAGGAGUAUUAUGACCGCAUGUAUGUGUGUGAGGGCCAGAAGUGGGAUUUGGAACACGAAGUCAGGAAAAGAGAUUAUGAGAUUGCAGACCUGAACUCUCAAGUAAAUGACCUCAGAGGCAAGUUCGUUAAACCAACACUGAAGAAGGUGUCAAAGUACGAGAACAAAUUCGCUAAGCUUCAGAAGAAGGCCGCUGAGUUCAAUUUCCGUAACCAAUUGAAGGUCGUCAAAAAGAAGGAAUUCACCCUUGAAGAAGAAGACAAAGAGAAAAAACCAGACUGGUCCAAGGGCAAGCCAGGCGAUCAGAAGGUAAAGGAGGAGGAGGUUGAGGCAUGA